Messenger RNA from Hippocampus zosterae (dwarf seahorse), 2638 nucleotides. RefSeq names its product zinc finger protein ZFMSA12A-like. The record is from RefSeq and is a predicted model, not a curated record. NCBI's taxonomy places the organism in Eukaryota, Metazoa, Chordata, Actinopteri, Syngnathiformes, Syngnathidae. Bases 158 to 2131 code for a protein of 657 amino acids. Gene Ontology annotation, biological process: central nervous system development; regulation of transcription by RNA polymerase II. Gene Ontology annotation, molecular function: RNA polymerase II cis-regulatory region sequence-specific DNA binding; DNA-binding transcription factor activity, RNA polymerase II-specific. Gene Ontology annotation, cellular component: nucleus. The transcript is spliced from 7 exons.
GGGAAGAAAAGAAGAAGAUGGUCUUUUUUUUUCCUCGUAGUUUUUGCUACUCGGAGGCAUGGGAUGUGGUUUUGAGUCAGAAAGGCUCACGAUAUUAUCGGGUGAAACAAUUUAAAUAGAGCCACUUCAAAACGUCGUGUACCUUCGCUGGAAUUAAAUGGAAGGUUCCCUGUCUUUGCCUUCGCUGAGGCUCCUGGCCCCACCUUUGCGGGUAAUGUCAGCCAUCAUGUGGAAGGUGGUUCACUUGCGGAGCACAAAGCAUUAUGGGAGAGUGGUGGAGUUUAUCACCUUGGUGAAUGAAGCCAUCCCUGAUAUCUUGACUCACAGACAGUGGACACUGAUUAUGCUGGGAUUGAAACUCAAGAUGUUAAGUUGCGAGCCGGAUGUCAAAUGUGUUAAAACUGUCCUGGAGAGCAUUCUUCUAAGAAGUUCAGAGCAGGCUCAUCCAACAAACGAUCCUUUUGAGAGCAACUUAUCCACACUUGUUCUAAGACUUGUGGAUGACCAUGAAUGGAGAGAACAUUUCCUAAAGAAUGAGUUCCCGGUGCAUUAUGGGCCAGACUUUGACACCGCACUGGAAACGUUGGUGUCUGACUUCUUCAACAGAUUGGAUGGGCUGCUGCUUAUUCCGGAUUUUAAACAGACCUCACUGUGGGUUGGCAAUGAUGCGUCAACCCUGCUGGAAGCAUACCAGCAAUACGCUUGUGAAGCCGAAGACUUCCCAGCACUGCUCAGACGCACAAUCCAAAGAGGAAAAUUGGCCAAGAUAAACACCAACGACACGUCUUCCUCAGAACAACAGCUCCUCUCAUCACUGACUGUCCCCGUCUCCACGAAGGAGAACAACUCAUCCUGUCAGAGCGUGAUCGAUAACAGUCGGGAAUGCUUUCGGCAGAGCACCACCGAUGCCGAAGAAAUCACUUGGACGUACGUCAUCCAACAGGACCUUGAGAUUUGCUCUCAGGAAGAAACCGUUCUCACCACUUUGAACAAUAACAAAGACGAAGUAACAGUUGAGCUCGUUUUGGAUGACCAACCUUCAGCCGCCACGUCAGUUCCCGACGCACCGGCCCCCCAUCCCGUCACAUCCGGCGGCCGUCGGCGGCAAAGGGUUGCACACAAAUGCACUCACUGUAAUAAGUGCUACAUUUAUCGUUACGAACUCCUGGAACAUCAGCGCAUCCACACUGGAGAGCUGCCUUACAAGUGUACUCAAUGCGGGAAGGCCUUUAGGAGAAGCUCAGAUCUGUCGUGUCAUCGGCGGUCACGGUGCAGGAAAGCGGCCUACAUUUGCCUCAAAUGUGGCAACAGCUUCCAGUCCAUACAGGAGAAAUUUAAACACCGCUGUCUUCACAAUACACAAAAGCUGGAGUGUUCUCAGUGCAGAAAAAGCUUCAAGAAGACGUGCCAGUUGGAAAAGCAUCAGCUGAUUCACACUCGGAAGCGGCUCUUCACAUGCAGGCAGUGUGGGGAGAAGUUCUCCAGUAUGAGCGAGCUGAAAUUUCAUCGGAAGACUCAUCCGGCGGGGCUGUCCAAUCAGUGCACGCGUUGUGGCAAAAUGCUCCCUUCCGCGGCGUCUCUGGCAGCUCACGAGGAGCGCCACGAAAAACAGAAAACGCAUGCUUGUGCGGUUUGUGCCAAAUCCUUCAGGAACAAACACGAACUGACUCGCCACAAGCGCAUGCACACAGGCGAGAGGCCAUACCAAUGCCCGUACUGCGAGAAACGUUUCUACAUGUCGGCGAACCUCACUGUCCACAUACGCACCCAUACCGGGGAAAAACCAUACCUGUGCCCCGACUGCGGCAAAGCUUUCGCGUCGGCCGGCGAGCUGCAGAUACACGGACGCAUCCACACAGGGGAAAGGCCUUACAAAUGCAACGUGUGUGAUAAAGGAUUCACUAUGGCCGCCAAACUAACAUGCCACAUGCGCGUUCACACCGGGGAACGCCCUUACGUCUGCGCCGACUGCGGAAAAGGCUUUUCGAGUAGUGGCCAGUUGAAAAUUCAUAACAUGAGCCACACGGGAGUCCGACCCUACCCCUGUCAGUUGUGCCCGAAAGGCUACAAGGUCCUCAAUCACCUGAAGAGGCAUUUGAAAUCUCACGGCAUCCAAGAACCGUCAGUCUGAUACGAUCCACCCAUUUCCUCUGCUGCUGUCCCCGUUCGGCUCACAGAUGAGAUGGAGUUUAUCUCGGGCCAUUUUGGGCGAGGUACACCAAGGACCGGUUCUCAGUCAGUUACAGGCAUUGCAGACACAACUACUCACCCUACUCAACUACUCACGGGAAGUUUACGGUCCUUAACGAAUGUACAUCCAUGCUUUAUUGAUCUUUUGCCCAUCGCGUCAAAUGGCUUUUGUUUUGCCUGUACUUAACCGGGCUGCCGCCAUGGAGGUUGAACAGUUUAUUUUUCCUGCGUUAAAUUGUGUAAAUACUUGCUACGACUACUUUGUUCUGCUGAGAAAUAAAACAAAGUUCCAUUAUACAUACAUGUUCCAUUUUUUUUACAGACCUAGUUUAGGCUGGUUCCACUUGUAUACUAUUAAAAGAAUGUGUUCCCAUAUCUUUGCUCUUGUUAUGAACUGCUAAAUGUUGAAUGCUAACUGGAAAAAAAAUAUAACAUUGUGUGUGUUCUU